CACAACUAACAAACUAUUAUCAAGCACCGUUCUUAAAUAUGACGGUAAGUUAAUUUCCACAUCUGAAACUAAAGAAGAAUGAUGUUACUGGUUUUACAAGAGUGAUUUGAGUACGUAUACAAAAUAUUCGAUAAAUAUAGUGCUUAUGAAAACAAAAGUGCUUUUAUUAAGAUUGUAUGUGUCUUUGUAUGAACUUUGACAUUCUGUAAAAUAGAAAAUAAUUAUCACAAUGGGAUUUUUUUUAUUUGACUUCGUAACCGAAUAUUUUAAUAUCCUUGCUGGUUUAUCGUUUUUGCUUGUAUCCGGUGUUGCAUUGUUAUAUAUAUUUUGGGAUGUUAACUAUUUUAUACGAGUUGCAUUUGUUAUGGGAUAUUCAAAAUUAUUUUUACCAAAAAAAAAACCUACAGAUGAAGCUGUUAUUUAUGGAUAUUGUACAACCCAAGAUGUGGAUAUAUUCCUACGUCAUAUGAAUAAUGCAAGAUAUAUACGAGAAUUAGAUUUCGCAAGGUUUCAAUAUUACGAACGAAGUGGUCUAUUUAAAAGUAUUGUUGAACGUGACGGUACAGCGUUGCAAGGUGCAUCAAAUAUUCGAUAUCGAAGAACCAUACCAAUAUUCACUGCCUACAAAAUUAUUACUAAACUAGUAUAUUGGGAUGAAAAAGCUAUGUACUUAGAGCAACAAUUCAUAACAUUAAAUGAUAAUUUUGUACGAGCAAUAGCAUUGAGUAAACAAAAUAUUGUUGGUGUAAAUGUCUGUGAUUUAUUGAAAUCAUUACUUGGUGAUGAAUAUAAAGAUCCAGAAAAGCCAGCAGAAUUGGAUCAUUGGUUGGAAAGUAUAGAAAUAUCUAGCGCCAAAUUAAGAGAAAAGAAAGACGACUGAAAUUUUUUAGUUUAUUUUAA
This is a messenger RNA of Chrysoperla carnea, 900 nucleotides long. Its product is annotated as protein THEM6. Bases 230 to 880 code for a protein of 216 amino acids. The record is from RefSeq and is a predicted model, not a curated record. Lineage: Eukaryota; Metazoa; Arthropoda; Insecta; Neuroptera; Chrysopidae. The transcript is spliced from 4 exons.